AUGGCCGAUCCUGAGAUGAAAUCUGCCAAGACGGAGCCUUCAAAUUUCGAGGAUAAUGUCGAACAACUCGCAGGAGACUAUAGCAAUAUAGCAAGCAGAGACAAAGCCCUGAAUCUGUUGGCUAAUCGCCAUAUUGUCUUUGAUCCCAAUUCUCCGCAGGCAAAGCGAGUGCGACAGAAGAUUGACAUGCAUAUCAUGCCAAUGAUAUUUGUCAUCUACUGUCUCCAACUCAUGGACAAAAAUAGCUUGUCAUACGCUGCAAUAAUGGGCAUUAAACAAGACACGAAUCUCACACCCUCACAGUACUCCUGGCUAGGUUCGCUCGUGUAUUUCGGCUACUUAGUAGGUGAUAUUCCUGUGACUUUCCUUAUGCAACGGCUACCCAUAUCCAAGUACUUCAGCAUCAUGUGCAUGAUAUGGGGAAUUAUUGUUGCCUUACAUGCGGUAUGCCAUGACUUUGCCAGUUUGGCUACGGUCCGAUUUUUUUUGGGUGCUAUCGAGGUCUCAACGGUUCCCGUGGCUAUCCUCAUUACCGGCACCUUUUACACAAAGGAAGAGCAAGUCACAAGAGUGGCGAUUUGGUACACGACAUCCGGAUGGGCAGCUGUUUUCGGAGGCUUCCUUGCAUGGGCAAUGUAUCGUGCAGACAGCUUUCGAUGGCAAGGGCUUUUUGUCCUUUAUGGAGCUAUGACGUUUCUGACUGGAGUUGUCUUAUUUCUGUUCCUUGCAGCUUCGCCGACCGAAGCCAAAUGGUUGACCGAGGAAGAAAAAGUGAUUGCACUUGAACGAGUGCGAGGCAAUAAAACUGGAACCGAGAUCUGGAAAUUCAACGCCUCACAGCUUCGGGAAGCUUUACAUGAUGUCCGCUUGUACCUGACUUUCCUGGUGCUUAUUUCGAUUGGGAUGCCUAACGGUGGACUCACUGCUUUCGGUCCUACUAUCAUCAAUAACUUUGGCUACGAUGUGCCUACAACCCAGCUCCUGAACGUGGGCUCUGGUGCGGCUCAAGUAGUUGGCGUUGUCCUCGCUCUGUUCGUUGCGAAAUGGACCAACCGCACCAUCGCCGGUGUGUUCCCACUUGUACUCGCAUGUGUUGGGGCUGCCAUGAUGCUUGGAAUCUCGAGCUCGAACAAUAAUGCUCGUUACGGUGGUUAUGUGCUCGCCUAUCAAUUCCCGAUCUGCGUUUUGUCCAUAAAUACCUUUAUGACCGCAGGUAUCUCUGGGACUACGAAGAAAUUUGCCUUUGGGUGUGCCUACCAACUUGGCUAUGCGAUUGGCAAUAUUAUCGGCCCCCAAACAUACAGGGCAUCCGAUGCGCCUGAUUACUACACUGCAAAAUACACCAUGCUCGCGUUCUUUGUUGUUGCCGCCAUUUUGAUCGGUAUUUACGGCGUGCUCCAUCAUCGAUGGAAUCAAAGAAAUGAAAAGCAUGGGCCGGCUCCUAUGCCCGAACAUUCGAGCGCUAUUGAAAACGAAGAAUUUGCCGACCUCACUGACUUCCAGAUGAGGAACUUCAAAUAUCCGUUAUAG
Molecule: messenger RNA, 1530 nt
Organism: Aspergillus oryzae RIB40
Lineage: Eukaryota; Fungi; Ascomycota; Eurotiomycetes; Eurotiales; Aspergillaceae
Exons: 7
Coding region: 1-1530 (509 amino acids)
Biological process (GO): transmembrane transport
Cellular component (GO): membrane
Molecular function (GO): transmembrane transporter activity
Source: RefSeq, a predicted model, not a curated record